CAUAUAUCUAAUAUAAUCUUAUAUACAUAUAUUAUAUAUUUACAGAGUUUCCAUUUUGAUGGAUAUGUUUUAGAAAUAUGGAAUCAGUUUAUAUUUGCAGGUGCAAAUGUACCAAUUGUCACUUCUAUAAUUAAAUCUAUUGCACAAGAAUUGAAAAAACAUAAUUUAGAUAUUAUAUUAGCAAUACCACCAUUUAGAGGUGCACAAGUUGAAUUGUUUUCAAAACAACAAUUUGAUGAGCUAGCAUUAUAUGUAAAGGCCUUUUCACUUAUGACUUAUGAUUACUCGAGUAUUCAAAGACCUGGUCCAAAUAGCCCUCUGAAUUGGGUCAAACAAUGUAUAGAAUUAUUAGUCCCCCAGAAAAACGAUCUUAGGCGAUCUCAAAUUUUAUUAGGUAUUAAUUUUUACGGUUAUAAUUAUACACCAGAGGGCGGCAAAGCAAUUCUUGCUUCUGAAUAUUUGGAUAUAUUGAAAUCAUUCAAAGGAAAGAUUCAUUGGGAUGACAACAGCAAAGAGCACUUUUUUGAAUCAAAGUAUAUUUUAUUAUAAUAUAUAUAUAUUAUGUGUUCUCU
This is a messenger RNA of Pogonomyrmex barbatus (red harvester ant), 572 nucleotides long. RefSeq names its product chitinase domain-containing protein 1. Gene Ontology annotation, biological process: carbohydrate metabolic process. Gene Ontology annotation, molecular function: chitin binding; oligosaccharide binding. Lineage: Eukaryota; Metazoa; Arthropoda; Insecta; Hymenoptera; Formicidae. The record is from RefSeq and is a predicted model, not a curated record. Gene Ontology annotation, cellular component: endomembrane system.